This is a messenger RNA of Contarinia nasturtii (swede midge), 1394 nucleotides long. RefSeq names its product nigrin b-like. Bases 317 to 1237 code for a protein of 306 amino acids. Gene Ontology annotation, molecular function: rRNA N-glycosylase activity. NCBI's taxonomy places the organism in Eukaryota, Metazoa, Arthropoda, Insecta, Diptera, Cecidomyiidae. The transcript has 3 exons. The record is from RefSeq and is a predicted model, not a curated record. Gene Ontology annotation, biological process: negative regulation of translation.
UCCAACACGCUGUUGAUAGAAAUUUUGUAUAAAUAUGUGAUUUGGAGGAAAUUUUACUUAGUUCAUCUUCUCAAUAGAACACAACGUUGAACAUUUGUAAAUCUUUCAACUUUUAAGCAAUCUUAUAUUCUGUAUAGCCCACUGUUACUAUUGCAAUCACGAUGUCAAUGUAAUAAUUAUUAUGAAAUCGACAAACAAUGUCUAAAAAAUAACUCUGUGUUUCUAACUUGCGAAUAAAUAGUAGAGGCUUUUGUCAAGCAGCAACAAGACUCAAUAUCCAGUUUUAAUAAAUAAGAAAACGCCAACUUUAAAAAAAAUGAGGUUACUUACUGUAAUAACGAUAACGUUGUUGUUCAACUUGUUGUACGCUGGAGAUGUCGAUUUCAAAUUUGGAGAUGAGGACGAGUAUCGUAGCUCUAUUGUUAAAUUGAGAGAACUGGUGAGCAGAGUAGCUGAGCAUAUUAAUGGCGUACGAAUUUUGAAUUCAACCUCUGGAAGCGAUACCUUAACAAUCAUAAAUCUUGAAAGUUCCAGGAAUAACAGAGUACAACUCGUUAUGCAAAACAGUAAUCUAUAUAUCGUUGGUUUCGUGUUGCACGAUGAUUUUCAUAGAUUUCCAGGCCAUUCUAAUGUAACUCUGAAUAUACCCAACAAAAACAUCACCACCACUAAUUUUACCCUCUUCGGUUCCAACUACGAUAGUUUAGAAAGGGUAGCUGGACGACGUUUGGAAGAUGUUACAAUCAACCCAAAUGUAAUAAACAAUGCCGUCGAAAGCUUAUAUCGUUAUGGCAACGGUAAUUCGGAUAUCCCGGCAAUGGCGCGGGGGGUGAUGAUUCUUAUAGUAUCCAUUUCGGAAAGCGUAAGAUUCAGCCGUAUAUCCAACGAAAUAAGCGAUAACUAUUAUUCGUAUGUAGUGGGAUUAGACGGAGCAAGCCUAGUUCAUAGUUGGGAUAGCCUUAGCGAAUAUGCGAAUAACCUUCAAAACAAUCCCCAUUCCACAGCAUCUUUGCUCUUACGACUAUAUGAAGAUGUUGGUGAUUGUGUCAGAAUGAAUUUGCAUCAAAUUUUGGCAGUGGCCUUGAUGUGUAAACCACCUUUGCGCCCUCGCAUAUUUGAUAGCAAUCUUGGCAACUUUGCAGACUCGGCUAUAUGCCCACCUAAUGAAAUGAGCCAAAAUGUUCUUAUAAAUAAUCAGUAUUGGCCAAAAGCUCUUGCGAUUAGUAUUCUUUUUUAAAAAUUUUUUAUAACAAAACUGUUGUUACAAUGUAUGAAAAGAAAUUUUUUUUUUUUAAAUUUAAUUAGCUAAUACUUGAAAAUUAAAAACACUGUUAGAAUUAAAAACGAAUUGAUGGUAUUUCAUGCGGUAAUAAAAACAUGACUAUAACAACGAA